AGGCGUUGCCUGGUAACAGAAUCCGCCAGCAGCCUCCCCGUCACGAAGACUACAGGCCCGCCAGCGCCUCCAUCAACACAAGCUCCGACGGUCAAACGUCCCGAGAUGCCGUGCUCGUGCACCGAGUGGCGGCGAUGGAUCCGUCCGCUGGUUCUGGUCGUGUACGGCUUGCUGCUGGCGGCUGUGGUGCCGCUGUGCGUCUGGGAGCUGCACAAGGACAAGGUGGGGACACACAGCAAAGCGUGGUUCAUCGCCGGCGUCUUUGUCUUUCUCACCAUUCCCAUCUCGCUGUGGGACAUUUUGCAACACUUGGUGCACUACACACAACCGGAGCUGCAGAGGCCAAUCAUCAGGAUACUAUGGAUGGUGCCCAUCUACAGUCUGGACAGUUGGCUGGCCCUGAGGUAUCCCAGCCUGGCCAUCUACGUGGACACGUGCAGGGAAUGCUACGAGGCGUACGUCAUUUACAACUUCCUGGUGUUCCUUCUCAACUUCCUGAGUAACCAGUACCCCAGCCUGGUGCUGAUGCUGGAGGUGCAGCAGCAGCAGGCUCACCUGCCGCCACUCUGCUGCUGCCCACCGUGGCCCCUGGGAGAAGUGCUGCUCUUCAGAUGCAAGCUGGGAGUCCUCCAGUACACUGUGGUCCGGCCUGUAACCACGGUGACAGCACUGGUCUGUCAGCUGUGCGGCGUUUAUGAUGAAGCCAACUUCAGCUUUCAGAACGCCUGGUCCUACCUGGUCAUCAUCAACAACAUAUCGCAACUGUUCGCCAUGUACUGUCUGGUGUUGCUCUACCGAGCGCUGAAAGAGGAGCUGACUCCCAUCAGGCCUGUGGGCAAAUUCCUCUGCGUCAAACUGGUGGUGUUCGUCUCCUUCUGGCAGGCGGUGCUGAUCGCGUUCCUGGUGAAAGUGGGCGUCAUCUCGGAUAAACACACGUGGGACUGGGCCAGCGUCGAGGCGGUGGCCACUGGGCUGCAGGACUUCAUCAUCUGCAUUGAAAUGUUCCUGGCUGCCAUUGCGCACCAUUACACCUUCACUUACAAGCCCUACGUGCAGGAGGCAGAGGAAGGAACGUGCUUGGACAGCUUUCUUGCCAUGUGGGACUUCUCAGACAUCAGGGCCGAUGUCACUGAGCAGGUUCGCCAUGUUGGCCGCACCUUCCUGGGCCGUCCGAACAAGAUGUACUUUGGCGCGGCCGCCCGCCCCGAGCACAGCGAGCACACCGGGCUCCUAUCUCACGACCACUCACCAACGCGAGCGGCGGAUGCUCAUUAA
Molecule: messenger RNA, 1275 nt
Organism: Hippocampus comes (tiger tail seahorse)
Lineage: Eukaryota; Metazoa; Chordata; Actinopteri; Syngnathiformes; Syngnathidae
Product: transmembrane protein 184C-like
Exons: 12
Coding region: 106-1275 (389 amino acids)
Source: RefSeq, a predicted model, not a curated record